Messenger RNA from Lodderomyces jiufengensis, 1935 nucleotides. RefSeq names its product ssDNA-dependent ATPase. Gene Ontology annotation, biological process: DNA repair; regulation of DNA repair; DNA-templated DNA replication. Gene Ontology annotation, cellular component: nucleus. The coding region runs from base 1 to 1935 and encodes 644 amino acids. NCBI's taxonomy places the organism in Eukaryota, Fungi, Ascomycota, Pichiomycetes, Serinales, Debaryomycetaceae. The record is from RefSeq and is a predicted model, not a curated record. The transcript has a single exon. Gene Ontology annotation, molecular function: DNA binding; ATP binding; enzyme activator activity.
AUGAAUACGGUUUGUCCAAUCUGCUCAAAACCAAUUUCAGAGAGCUUACUAGAAAGACAUGUCAAUUCAUGUUUAGACGGACAAGAAAAACCCGAGGUUAUAGCUACUGAAACAAAGAAACGCGAUGCAUUUAGCGCGUUAGGUUUAAAAGCUGACUCACAGAAGAAGAAGAGCAAGACUGAAGCUAAACGGAGUAAUAGUUUUCAAGAUAAGAGCUUUGAAGGAUCACUACAACCAAAGACUCAGGAAGAUCAACCACUUGAAAUACAACCACCACCAUCAUCAUCACCACCACCAAGAGAUCCAGCAAAAGAGUUAGCAGAAUUGAAAAGAAAACUGGGUAUACCUUUAGCUCAUAGAUUACGACCUAAAACUCUAGAUGAAUUUAUUGGACAAGAACAUGUGCUAGGAGAAGGAGCUACUUUAAGUAAUAUUAUAAAAUCUGACCAAAUUCCUUCGUUUAUAUUAUGGGGUCCACCAGGUUCAGGUAAAACUACAUUAUGUAGAGUUAUUGCAAAAGAGAGCUCUCACAAAUUUGUUGAAUUAUCAGCAGCUGAUAGUGGAGCCAAAAAUUUGAAAGAAGUUUUUACUCAAGCCGAAAAUCACAGAAAAUUAACGGGUCAAAGGACUAUUUUAUUUGUUGAUGAAAUUCAUAGGUUUAAUAAAUUGGUUCAAGAUAUUUUACUACCUCAUGUUGAAAAAGGAACAUGUACUGUUAUUGGCGCAACUACUGAAAAUCCUUCUUUUUCAUUGAACAAUGCCUUACUUUCAAGAAUGCAUGUAUUUGUAUUGGAACCAUUCAAUAACGAAUCCAUUAUGAAGAUUUUAAAUAGAGCAUUAUUUGAAGUUAACAAAAUGAGGAAACUUUUAUAUCAUUUGCCUUAUUUGUCUAUUGAUAAAGACGGAUUUAGAUAUAUAUCAGAGUUAUGUAUGGGUGAUUCUAGAGUAGCUUUGAAUAUACUAGAGACAGUAAAUGCAUAUUCCUCAGCCAAUAAAGAAGAGAAAAAUGACGAACCUACAAAAGUAACUGUUGAUGAUCUUAAAUCAAUUUUGAAGGCUAGAAAUUUCCAUCAAAUGUAUGAUAAGAAUGGUGAUGCUCAUUACGAUAUUAUAAGUGCUUUUCACAAGUCAAUACGCGGUUCAGAUGUUGAUGCGGCAAUGUUUUAUUUAGUGAAAAUGCUUUCAGGAGGUGAGGAUCCACUUUUUAUACUACGAAGGAUGACAGUAAUUGCAAGUGAAGAUAUUGGAUUAAGAGAUGGUUCGUGUUUACCUUUCAUGGUAGCUGCAAAACAAGCAUUUGAGUUUGUUGGUAUGCCAGAAGGUGAAAUAAUUUUAGCUCAUUGUACUACAAAACUAGCAAGAGCUCCAAAAUCAACAAGAUCUUAUAGAGCUUUGAGGUCAGCUCAAACUUAUAUUAAGGAAAACCCCGAUGUUUUGAGAUUACCAGUACCAAUUCAUUUGAAGAAUGCACCAACAAGAUUAAUGAAGUCAAUGGGUUUUGGCGAAGAUUAUAAGUAUAAUCCAAAUUAUGAAAAUGGAGUAGUAAAACAAAAGUACUUUCCGAAUGAUAUGGAACCAGUGAAGUUUUUCCAAGAUACUAAUUUGGGAAGUAUGAGAGAUCCGGGGGUUUCAAAUGAUGUUUAUGAGAAGGAAAAAGCUGUGGUUGAUGAAUAUAACGAUUACAUACAAUGGGUGAAAGAACGAAAAAAGAGGAGAGAAUCAAAAGCAGAAGAGCCAGAGGAAAAAGUAGUGGAUGAAAUGAAAAUCACUGAGGGCAAUAAAGUCGACAAUAACGAUGAUACAGCUGUAGAUGAAAUUAGUGAAUAUUCAGAUGACCCAGAUUGUACGAAUAAUUUUGGUAAAUCAUAUGAUGAGUUUCUAGAUAGAGAUUCUCAACCGGAUUAUUACAACGAAUUUAGUGAAAGUAUGAAAUAG